This is a messenger RNA of Paraphaeosphaeria sporulosa, 978 nucleotides long. Its product is annotated as dihydrodipicolinate synthetase. NCBI's taxonomy places the organism in Eukaryota, Fungi, Ascomycota, Dothideomycetes, Pleosporales, Didymosphaeriaceae. The transcript is spliced from 3 exons. The coding region runs from base 1 to 978 and encodes 325 amino acids. The record is from RefSeq and is a predicted model, not a curated record. Gene Ontology annotation, molecular function: 4-hydroxy-tetrahydrodipicolinate synthase activity.
AUGGGCUCCAUCGAAACAUCCACAUCACCAGGCGGAAGGUCAUUCCCUCCAGGUGUUCACGUUCCUUGUCUGACUUGGUUCAAGAAUGAUCCAAAUCAAGAGAUAGACUGGGAUCUUCAAAAGAAGCAUUUGGAGUUUUUAGUCGCUUCAGGACUUCACGGUAUCGUAAUUGCCGGAACAAAUGGCGAAGCCAUCACCCUCACGACAUACGAAAAGACAAGACUAGUCAAGCUAGCACGAUCCGUUGCGACCGAACUCGGACGACCCGACCUUCCCAUCACAAUCGGCUGCGGCGGUGGAUGUACACGAGAUGUAGUCGCAGAAGCAAGACUUGCCGCCGAAGCAGACGCCGAUUUCGCCCUGGUUCUGGUGCCAAGCUACUUCCAUCUUGCCAUGAACGAAGACGCGAUUGUCAGCUUCUUCCAAGAGCUUGCGGACGCUUCGCCUAUUCCCGUGCUCAUCUACAACUUCCCGGGUGUCGUCGCCGGCCUUGAUGUCAAUUCGGAGAUGCUGGCUACACUAGGCCAACAUCCCAACAUCGUGGGAGUCAAGCUCACCUGUGGUGGUAUCGCGAAAGUUGCUCGGGUACGAGCGCAGUUUGAGCCCGAGGAAUUUUGCGCGCUGGCUGGGCAGAGUGAUUGGCUGGUGCCGGCCAUGGCGGUUGGAAGCACUGGCACGAUCACAGGCGUCGGAAACCUCUAUCCAAAGGUGUGUAUCAACAUUUACAACUUAUACAAAUCGGACAAAAUCCGAGAAGCCGAGGCUGCUCAACUCAAGUUGGCACAGAUGGAAUGGGGUUUUGGCAAGGGAGGAAUCAACGGGACAAAGUGGGUUGUAGCAAAGAUCAGAGGGUAUCCGUUGGAGUCGUGCCACUGCAGGCGGCCCUAUCCACAAUUCACGGAUGCGAAGAAGCAGGCGUGGAUUACUGGAGUGGUGGAACCUUUGAAUAAGGUUGAGACGGCACUGACGAAGUCAUAG